AUGCCACCGUUCUUGCCCAACGUCAGAAGUGUUUCGAGAAGCAGACACAGCGGCCCCCGAUCUAUUGUGUAUAGAACCACCGACAAGUCUUUCAUCUUGUCAAACGAGAGCCUCAAGAAGCGCACUUUCAAGCGCGGCUUCGGUUCUUCAACCACGAUUUUCGACCUUUCUGCUUCCACAGAUCUUACUCAGUUGCCGCUACAGACCCCAUCUGGUGAAAAAGGUUUCGACAAGUCCGACAUGAAUCGCCAGGGAGACCAACGAGAUAAUCUCAGGGAUGGGAGCAGCGGUCGUCCUCACAAAUCAGGACGCAAGAAAGAGCAACAAGAUCUUGAUGACUACGACCCUCUCGUUUCGGGUAUGAAUCCGCUACAAGAGAUUCCAAUCUUGCCUAUUUACGACCUGAUCAUGGUACUCCAGCAGCGAGGAAUCACCGUCAGGCUUACCUCUGCUGCUGUCCGUGAGGCAGCUGCACAGGGAUUCAUCAACAGGUCGAACGCCGUCAACGGGGACCGUAUCAGUCCAGAGAUAGAAAGGACAAGUCGUCAAGAUACCCACAACAUCAAUGUCGCUCUUACGGUCUUGCUGAACUGCGGCGCUGACAUCGACUUUGGCCCGCUAGUUCGUGAACAUCGACCAUCGUCCAUCAAGUGUACCACCUGCGGCGAGACCUUUGCCAACCAGCGAGAAAAAGAUGAGCAUCGGGUUCGCCGGACUUGCGAGUAUUGCGAUGAUGACGAUCCGUACACUCACAAUUGUCAAACCAAGUUUGAUGACCACAUACGCCGAACCCACAAUAUAAACCCACACAGACGUAUGCCAUCUCAUAGUGGAAGCGACGCAGGCUGGGGAGGCGGAGGCCAACGAAACUAG
This is a messenger RNA of Exophiala spinifera, 873 nucleotides long. RefSeq lists its product as uncharacterized. Bases 1 to 873 code for a protein of 290 amino acids. The record is from RefSeq and is a predicted model, not a curated record. The transcript has a single exon. NCBI's taxonomy places the organism in Eukaryota, Fungi, Ascomycota, Eurotiomycetes, Chaetothyriales, Herpotrichiellaceae.